Messenger RNA from Schizosaccharomyces japonicus yFS275, 877 nucleotides. RefSeq lists its product as hypothetical. Gene Ontology annotation, molecular function: structural constituent of ribosome. Gene Ontology annotation, biological process: mitochondrial translation. Gene Ontology annotation, cellular component: mitochondrial large ribosomal subunit. The record is from RefSeq and is a predicted model, not a curated record. Bases 316 to 561 code for a protein of 81 amino acids. The transcript has a single exon. NCBI's taxonomy places the organism in Eukaryota, Fungi, Ascomycota, Schizosaccharomycetes, Schizosaccharomycetales, Schizosaccharomycetaceae.
CUUCUAAGGCCGCCGGUGAGAAGUUCUUGGCUGUUCUUGCCGAGAACUAGGCUGCUGCUGUGAAGCUGUUGCUCCUUGUUUAAGUAGUUAAUAUUGGGUAAUUCUUGGACAUCCUAAAAAAGUAAGUGUUGCGUGGGUAUUGUAAUGUUUUUUUUUUUGGUUUUUGGAAAUAUGGUUUGUUUUAUGGGACUCAGUUAUUACAUGGCAUCUGUGUUACUUGCUUGCGUUUGUAGCUUUUUUUUAUGGUUGUGUCCGUGACCUUGGACGAAACCCGUUAUUCAGUACUCUAUCCCUCUCCCAGUCACUGUCUCAACUAUGAGAGUCUCCCUCUGUCGCCUGGCAGUCAAACGUGUUUCAGUUCCAAUGAUUUUUCGACAAUCCGUUGUCCUUGCUAACGGAGCUUCGUUCACGUUCAAUUCCACGUUUCCUAGAGGAAGUAUUGCAUCAACCAAGGACGUAACAAACCAACCGCUCUACAACCCUCGUACAGGACUAGCCAAGGCAAUCUACGCAGAGGAAAGUCGUGUAAACCGCUUCAAACGACGCUACCAGAUGAAGUAAAAAUCACAAAUUAAGAAAACAAACAAUUCAUUUUAUGCUAAAGACAAACACUAUGGACAAAUAGAUGUGGGCAAAAUGAUUUCCAAUCUUCAUAACACAAAUCCGAAAUGGAUGCCCAUUCCGCCCGUCAAAGCUCUUUCUACGCUCCCCACGUCAACCGGUAGGAAAUAUUGAUACACCUAACGAGAAAAAAUGCAGAGGCGAUGACUGUGAAGAACUAGCUCGUAUUCAACGUCUAUAUAUACUAUUUCUUUUUGUAGGGUAGGGUAUGACUGCUACAUACGUCAUGACAAUUGUUUUAAGCACUCGGUUAUGA